CGCACGCCCUGCCUGCAGUGUGAAUGAGGACGAUGCCUGCCGGCCCACGCUGGCGGGGGAUGUAGAAGGCAGCGGCGCCGGCCGCUCCUGGCACCAUGGACGAUGCCACAGUCCUAAGGAAGAAGGGUUAUAUUAUGGGCAUCAAUCUUGGCAAAGGCUCCUACGCAAAAGUCAAAUCUGCCUACUCUGAGCGCCUCAAGUUCAACGUGGCGGUCAAGAUCAUCGACCGCAAGAAAACGCCCACUGACUUUGUAGAGAGAUUCCUUCCGCGGGAGAUGGACAUCCUGGCAACCGUCAACCACCGCUCGAUCAUCAAGACCUACGAGAUCUUCGAGACGUCUGACGGGCGGAUCUACAUCGUCAUGGAGCUUGGCGUCCAGGGCGACCUCCUCGAGUUCAUCAAGUGCCGGGGAGCCCUGCACGAGGACGUGGCGCGCAAGAUGUUCCGCCAGCUCUCCUCGGCCGUCAAGUACUGCCACGACCUGGACGUCGUCCACCGAGACCUCAAGUGCGAGAACCUUCUCCUCGACAAGGACUUCAACAUCAAGCUGUCCGACUUCGGCUUCUCCAAGCGCUGCCUGCGGGACGGCAGCGGCCGCAUCAUCCUCAGCAAGACCUUCUGCGGGUCGGCGGCGUAUGCGGCCCCCGAGGUGCUGCAGGGCAUCCCCUACCAGCCCAAGGUGUACGACAUCUGGAGCCUGGGCGUGAUCCUCUACAUAAUGGUCUGUGGCUCCAUGCCCUACGACGACUCUGACAUCAAGAAGAUGCUGCGCAUCCAGAAGGAGCACCGCGUGGACUUCCCACGCUCCAAGCACCUGACGGGCGAGUGCAAGGACCUCAUCUACCGCAUGCUCCAGCCCGACAUCAACCGACGGCUGCACAUCGACGAGAUCCUCAGCCACUCGUGGCUGCAGCCCCCCAAGCCCAAAGCCAUGUCUUCUGCCUCCUUCAAGAGGGAGGGGGAAGGCAAGUACCGGGCUGAGUACAAGCUGGACACCCGGCCAGGCUCAAAGCCCGACCACCGGCCUGAACACAAGCUGGGGGCCAAAACCCAGCACCGGCUGCUGGUGGUGCCGGAGAACGAGGACAGGAUGGAGGACAGGCUGGCUGAGACCUCCAAGGCCAAAGACCAUCACAUCUCCGGAGCCGAGGUGGGGAAAGCGAGCACCCUGCCGUAAUGAGGGCCAGGGGCAGUGGCGCAAGGUUUGCACCCCCGUAAACUAAGUAGGCAGGUAGGAGCUGAAGAAGGCACAGGGGCAAGGAACAAGUAAAAUUCGUCAAUUAAACCACUAUUUUGAUUAC
This is a messenger RNA of Lemur catta (Ring-tailed lemur), 1302 nucleotides long. RefSeq names its product testis specific serine kinase 2 (gene TSSK2). Gene Ontology annotation, molecular function: protein serine/threonine kinase activity; ATP binding. The transcript has a single exon. The coding region runs from base 96 to 1178 and encodes 360 amino acids. NCBI's taxonomy places the organism in Eukaryota, Metazoa, Chordata, Mammalia, Primates, Lemuridae. Gene Ontology annotation, biological process: protein phosphorylation; intracellular signal transduction; cellular response to glucose starvation. The record is from RefSeq and is a predicted model, not a curated record.